Messenger RNA from Dufourea novaeangliae, 2043 nucleotides. Its product is annotated as BRCA2-interacting transcriptional repressor EMSY. The coding region runs from base 127 to 2004 and encodes 625 amino acids. Gene Ontology annotation, biological process: regulation of DNA-templated transcription. Gene Ontology annotation, cellular component: nucleoplasm. NCBI's taxonomy places the organism in Eukaryota, Metazoa, Arthropoda, Insecta, Hymenoptera, Halictidae. The record is from RefSeq and is a predicted model, not a curated record. The transcript is spliced from 11 exons.
CGUAAUUAGACGACAACUUCAUCAUAAACUUAACAUACUGUCAACGAAACGUCGAAAAUGUGGAAAAAGCGUACAGACAGUGGUAAACUAUCGUUACGAUUAUUAUAACGGUCGAAGUAUGCAACCAUGUGGCCUACGAGACACGAAACGAUGACCCGCGAUGAAUGCAGAAAAUGUUUACGAUAUUUGGAGUUAGAUGCUUAUGGAAGUAUGGUGUCUGUACUGCGUGCUCAAGGUCCUUUUACUACUGAGAAACAAAAAUUGUUACAAGAACUUGCUAAAGUUUUACAUAUUUCUAAUGAAAGACAUCGCGCUGAGGUAAGAAGAGCAGUAAAUGAUGAGAAAUUAGCAACAAUAGCUGAACAAUUAAGUGGUCCAAAUACUGGCACAGAUUGGACUGUUGAAGGUCGUCGUGCUAUUCCCCUUUUGCCAAGAUUAAAGGCCAGGUCUGCUUUCACAACGCUAGCAAAUAGCUUAUCUCUUGCAACUGCAGCUGCAAACAAAAGGAAUCAUCCUGUUCAUGAAAAACCGGAGGAUGCAAAAGAUAUUCGAUGUGAAUCUCCUGUUAAGGUGAAAGUAGAAGAAAACAUACUUAGUGAUAGUGAACUUUCAUCUGUUGAAAACAAGUCUAAUGAAGAAAAUGUUAUGAAUGAGGUUGCUGAACUAAAUGAAAAUAAAAACUUCAAUAUUAAUCAGUGCAGUAUUUCAGAAACCAAUGACACGUGCGCUACUUUGAAAAAACGUAAACCUACUUCUCCCCUUCCAACGACACAUCCUAAUAAAGUUCUGGUAGUGUCAACAAAUUCAAUAGGAACUUUAAAUCAUGGUAACAGCCAAAAAGGUUCACUAGAAAACACUAUCCAGUUAUCACGGGUGCCAACGAAUUCGUUGCAACACCAAAAUUUUACAAUAAUACCCCUUAAUAUUAAUUGUGGCGAAAGCUCUACAGAUUCUACAGAAUCAGUAGUACAAGAAAAUGUCAGCAACCACGUAGCGGUGUCAUCUAGUAAUGCUGCAAACGCUGUGAUCCCAGUGGAGACAACGAGUAUUGUUAAAGCUAAAGAAAAAAUAAUUACAACUCAAAGCACAUUUAGUAAAAAGAUUGGGUCAGCGGUUCUGGUGUCCAGUAACGUACCCUGUACUUCAGUAAAUAACUUGCAGCUUGAAACUCAAGACACAUCGACGCAAAAUAGUUUAAGUAGUUCACAAAAGACAGACUCUGAGAAUUCGAACUCCACUACCAGCUGCACAAAACAUGUUGUACCAGUUGUACAUUCUAAUGCAAAACCUCCGAUAUCUACAACUAUUAUUACAAAUCAUUCGCAUCAUGUAAUGGCUGUGUGUCCUAAUACAACUGUAUCAAAUGGACCAGGACCACCUCAGUCUAAGCAGAUAACAACAUUAACUUGUACAAAAUUACCUACGACGCUCAAUAAUCAAACCGCUGCCAAAAUGGGUGUUACGCUAAAUUCUACUAAAACUGUAAAUAUAUCUCAUCAUCCGAAUACGAAAUUAGCAUCUAAACCGAAUUUGAUUGUUAUACAAAAGGGUCAAACCAAAGGUGUAACACUUUCUCAUGUAGGCAAGGAGGUAUUAGGGAAAGUAAUAGUGGGUGGGAAAAAUUUAUGUGUUACGAGUCAACACAAUGCUUCUAUUAAUGUGCUACCACGCCAUAUCACGUUGAACAAUGGAGAUCAAGCAGUAACUAUGUUGUCAGCAACAAAUUCGUCUCAAACGGAAUCUGUAACAUCUAACAUAAAACCUGGUAACACAAUUAUGUUCAAUCUUCGUCAAGAAGUCUUGGAGAAAAAUAAAUCUCUGUCUCAUCUUUUUGAAUCACCUAACGUUCUUACCUCAGAAUCUAAGACUGUGAUACAAAAUACGCAUGUUCGGCUUUCGAAGGAACUAAAUAACAGUGACUCACAUGUACAGGAUAAAGAGAUCAUUGUAAAAACCGAUGCUGUAAUUACUUCUGUUAAAGAUGAGAAACACAGGUCAGUUUGAAAUAAUCUAACUAUGUUGUGAAAUUGUUAUGUUAAGAAG